Messenger RNA from Anopheles coustani, 762 nucleotides. Its product is annotated as anionic trypsin-like. Lineage: Eukaryota; Metazoa; Arthropoda; Insecta; Diptera; Culicidae. Gene Ontology annotation, molecular function: serine-type endopeptidase activity. The transcript has 2 exons. The record is from RefSeq and is a predicted model, not a curated record. The coding region runs from base 88 to 762 and encodes 224 amino acids. Gene Ontology annotation, biological process: proteolysis.
AUAAUCGGUGGUGAAGAAGCCGUACCCCACGAGUUGCCCUAUCAAGUGUCACUGCAAUGGAAUUACAACAAUGACUCCACCAAACCGAUGCACUUCUGCGGGGGAGCACUUUUGAGCGACCGCUGGAUUGUGACGGCUGCGCACUGUAGGACGUCCUAUACCGACGAUGGAUUUAUAGAAGCCGUCGCUGGAGCACACGAUAUCGCGGACCCGCUGGAAGGCAACCAACGGCGGAAGGUGGAAGACAUGAUGGUGCAUACGCAAUAUUGUGGUACCGUUUGCCCGAACGACAUAGCCCUGAUUCAGGUCGUGAUCCCGUUCAUCCUGGGUGACCACGUGAAACCGAUUAGGCUGCCAAAGGCAAGGGAGGAGUUUCAUGGUGACGCACUGGUCUGUGGUUGGGGAGCCACAACGUCGGCUUUGGUGCCAGAGUAUCCAGAUAAGUUGAGGAAAGUGGUACUUCCUCUAGUGGACUACGACGAGUGUCGUCAGCUGUGGUACGAGGUCAGCCACCUGGCGAACACGAAUGUGUGUGCAGGACCGGAAGACGGCUCGAAGGCAGCCUGUACCGCGGAUUCCGGUGGACCGCUAGUUACCCUGAAUGGCACGCAGGUUAGCACGGAUCCCGUCUUAAUUGGCAUCGUUUCGUGGGGACCGUUCCCCUGUGCCUCUCCCUGGCGACCCAACGUGUUCACCGGAAUCGCGUACUUCAUUGACUGGAUUGAGGAACACAUGAACCAAGGUUUGGUUGAAGCAUCGUGA